Molecule: messenger RNA, 771 nt
Organism: Coccomyxa subellipsoidea C-169
Lineage: Eukaryota; Viridiplantae; Chlorophyta; Trebouxiophyceae; Coccomyxaceae
Exons: 4
Coding region: 1-771 (256 amino acids)
Molecular function (GO): metallopeptidase activity
Source: RefSeq, a predicted model, not a curated record
AUGAACAAGAAGAGAACCAGGCCGGGGGCUGUGGAGACAACCGAGCCGAUGGAGGCAUCAGAUCUGGACAAUCCGCGCUGUGCUUGCUACGCUGCGCAGUUCGACACAAGUGCACCAAACGAGACCAUCGACCCUGCAAUCGUGGAUGAUCCUGGGUUCAGCGAGACGAUCGCCCGCUUCCUGUCUGGCACCUCAUUGUCUGCAUUCAAGACGUCUUACACUUGCAUCACCCAGGCUCGCGCUCAGCCGGACCAGCUCUUUCUGGGGUGGAAUGGCAAGGUGACGCUCUGGCGUCCCCAGUCGACUAUCAACUUCGCAGCCUACGCGGGCGGGUACCCAACCGCCGAUCACGCGAUCUUCGCAGCUUAUCACCUGAACGAAGCGGUGGGCUACUGGAACGCGACCAAGUUCGGUGUGACGUUUAAGUGGGUGAAGAAGCUGGCCGAUGCCGAGUUCGUGCUGGCGUACGGCGGAGAUGGUGGAGACACUUUGGCAAGGGCCUUCUUCCCCAACGCAGAGGACCUCAACACGGUGUUUGUCUACAAGCGCGCAUUCGACCCUGACACGGUCAACUACCAGAGCAACAUCUUCGCACACGAAGAGGGCGGCGCGGUGCUCUUUGGCAAGACCAACCCCAACUCGGUUAUGUCCUACAAGUUCCCGCCGGUCAUCCAGAAAACCGACAAGGAGACCGUGCGCCGCCUGUACAAACUGCGCGAGGGUGACAAGAUCGAAAACUUCCUGGUUGACAAGGUUGCACCCAACAAUUGA